Dendrobium catenatum is the source of this 6135-nucleotide messenger RNA. RefSeq lists its product as uncharacterized. The coding region runs from base 753 to 4793 and encodes 1346 amino acids. Lineage: Eukaryota; Viridiplantae; Streptophyta; Magnoliopsida; Asparagales; Orchidaceae. The transcript is spliced from 4 exons. The record is from RefSeq and is a predicted model, not a curated record.
UUGGGAAAUCGAGCAUACUGCCUCUGAUUAUUUGUUUCUGAAACCCCUUUUUGUUUUGUUUGCUCUGCACUCUUUACUGGAGGGAGAUAACUGGGUGAAGAAUUUCUUUCGGAUUGGAUUUUCGUUUUAUUUAUGGUCUGAGAUGUGGUUGUGAAGGAUCUGCCGGGUUUGGUGAUGUGCUGGUUCUGGAUUGAUCUGCUCCUCUUCCGUUACCCUUAGGUUUGUGAUACCUGUUGGGUAUGGUUGUUGGAGAAAGUCUCAGAUUUGUUGGAUCGCUGCAUACUUUGAAUGAGUGCAUGGAUGAGAAGAACGUUCUUUUUAUUUAUCCUGUGUGAUUUCUGUCCAUUUUACCGUUUGACUGGAUCUACCUGGAAAGCUGGAGCUUUUGUAACUGGACUGGGAGGUUGAAUGGGUUGGUGGACGUGGUCCCCAAAGCAUGAGGAAUUGGUUGUUUACAUGUUGUAGAAGCUGUUGAUUCUGGGUUGCUUUUGAGAGAGUUAUUACUUUUUCUAAUGGUCGAUUGGGGUAUUUCUAGAGAGAGAGAGUGUUUUAAUGGGAAACUAUUCAUGAUAUUGUGUCGACUUUUAUUUUCUGCCCAGAGAUUAGUUGUUUGGAUUGCAGUGGAAAUAAAUCUUGUUAUCUCUUUCUUUGCUAGUAAUCUGAAUCGGGUUGACGUGAUCUGAAAGAUGUUUGGAGGAGUUGCUUUCGAAGUUCAUUUGGCAUGAUAGAUUAUUGUUCCUAAUUUCUUGAAAAUGUCAAGUCCUGAUCAAGAAAAGCUUGGAGUCAAACUUCAUGCUAGGCUUUCUCUAGAUACCAUUUCAGCCAUACCAAUCAAGAAAAGACGUUUCAUUUUUUCUAGGUCUCCUUCACCUCCUCCUGAGACAAAUUCUUCACUAACAGUAGAUUGUGGUACCACACAAAAUAAAUCUUUUUCUUUAGUGCAAACUCCUUCCUUGGAAGCUAGUGAUAUUCUUACUUGCUUGACUGCUUCAACAAAUGAAGGUUCAUCUCUUGAAUCUGGAUUCAAUAAUUUUGUUAAUGGAGACGUAAGUGAAAACCCUAAACAUCAAGACCCUAUUGAGCAUGACUGUAAUUUGAAGUUAGAAAGUAAGGCAUCCAUUGCUUUCGAAGAAGAAAAUGGAUUGAAAGAUACUGUUUCUGAUGACAAACCUGCCUUCUUGAAAGGAAUUGAACAGCAUUCCGCACCUGUAGGUCAUGUUGAUGCGCCAAUGGAAGAGGAAAUUUUGGAUGCCAAAAACUUUUCAAGUCAGACAUCUGCGGCACGACUUCCUAAAAAUACUGAACUGCUGUGUAAAGAAACCUUUGAGAAGGUGCAUAUUAGUGAAUCACGAUCUGUUAGACAAGCACAGUUGGAGCUGCAAGAUCCAAAUUCUCUGCAGGAUGUGCAGGAUCCUCAGAAGAAAUGUUUCGCAUCAGGGCCCAACACUGAUUCUGCUCAGAGUUGUCUGGAUAGAUCAAACUGGGACUUGAAUAUGACUAUGGAUGCAUGGGAUGAAUCCAUGAAUGACUCAGCACGGAACCAUGAAGAUGAAGGGCACAAAAGAUCUGGCUUUGUUAGUUUUCUUGGCAGAGGGCCACAGCCAUUCCUUAUGGGUGCAAGCCCAACAAACCGAACCCCUAAUGCUUCCCCUCCAUUGAGCAGCGAGCCUAAGAGUUUGAGCAAUGAUCACUUCUUGAGCCUUUGCACCUCACCUAAAUCUGGAGGUGUGUGUUGUAACACUGAAACGGAGGCAUGCCUAGAUUUGCACCUUAAACCUGCAUUAAUGUCUGAAUCAUACUUCCCUCAUCAAACUCCUUUCUGUUUAGGAAAUGCUGAUUCUCUUAAAGAAACACAAUUUCUUAUUCUAUCUACAAUGCCUUCGUCUUCUUCUGCUGACCCAAAAUAUUCUAUAUGUGGAGCGGUCAAAUCUGAGCCUUAUCAUGAAUGCAUUCAGCUUGAGGAGAAGAAAACUGAAAUUGCUGGGUCAGAAGCUUUUGGCCUGAAACCCAUUAAAUCUGAACAAUGUGAAAUUGGAGAAGCCUCCAAAAUAACAAUAUCUGGAGUUAAUUCUGCUUCUGAUGCAGCUAUAAAACUGGAGCCUGUAGAAAACAAAUCUCAAGACUCUGUUGCAGGACAGGAAACAAGAUUGUCCCAUAUAAGUGCAGAUGAUCACAACUUGCUUCAAAGUUCUAAGACACCUCUUGAAGCUGUUAGUUCUGAUACCAUGGCUUUAAAUACUAAAUCUGAUUCAUUUAUUAUGCAGAUACCUGGAGAAUAUACUCAUUUGCAUAAAUUUGAGUUGGAUAGUAUUUCCCAGGUAAUGCAAAAUGAGGUUCUUAGCAAUGAUAAAAUAGUCCAUAGGACAAUGUCUGCUGGUGCUGGCAAUUCCCAAUCUGAAAAUGGAAUUUUCUGUGAGCCUAAAAGUUUGUUUUUGGAACCUUUAGUUGAUAAAGACAAGGAGUUGAUUUCAAUAAAGCAAGCAUCUAACGAAGGAAGUGAACAUGCUGAUUCCUUCAUUAAAUCUCAGGUAGAGGGUCAGAUUAUGAAUAAUGGUACUUCAUUAGAGAGUGAAGCAUGUGAACAACCUCACAUAGCUGCAGAAUCGCUGUGUGAAUCAUUCAAUUCUGGUACUUUUGUAGAGAGGGUUUUUGAUGAAAAGGCUGAAAUUGAUUUUGGUUUGAGCUUAAGCAAAACUGAUUCCAAAACUACGGCUGUGGUAGAAACAUAUACAAAUAGUGAUGCGCUUAAGUUUAUUCAGGCUAUGAAUCAACCCAUUUGCAUGAUGGAGGAGCAAGAUGAUAAUGAAUGCAAGACAGGUAGUCCAAAUGUUAUAGGUGAGGUGAUGCGUGCAGUUCAUGAAAAAGUUGGAAUUAAUGAUCAUGGUUAUGAGGAUGGUGAAGUGAAAGACGGAGCAUUUCUUGGUGCUAAUGGGGAUUCUAAUCUUAGAGUUGAGACAAAAAUGGCAGAAGGUACUUGUCCAAGAGAUAUUGCUGACGUUCCUGUGGCAAUGUCAUCAUCGGAUGAACUUGUGAAGCAUUCCAUAAUAGAAAGUUCUGAGAUGUCCAAGGAUCUUGGAACUGUUGAGUGUGCUAAUAAUAUUGAUCCUGCUAUUGCAACAGAUCUGCAGGAAUCUUCAUCAGUGACCGGUGAUUCUAAUAGAGUGAAAACAAGCAAGACUACUAAAAAGAUACCACGAGAUUCCACAAAGAAGGAUAAGGUUUCAGAGCGGAAAACCAAAUCUGACAAAUUUCCAACUCUAAGAGUUGCCAGUAUUGAAAACAAUGCUAAUGGCAGUAGCGGUAUAAUGGAGAAAGCUGGAGGACGUGCUAAAUCUUCUGUUCCUCUUUCAUCCAGUGAAGCCAUAACGGAUGCAUAUGACAGGGGCCCCACAGGGCGAAUAAUCAACUUAAAUUCAGCUUCAUCUCGAAAUAUGAAUCCCAUUCAUGAGAGGCCACUUUUAUCAAAGGUUGAGAGAGAUAACUCUGCUUAUGAAUUGUUCAUGAGGGACAAAUCUCAUUCUCGUCACAGCAGGGAUGAAAACCCAAUUGAAAAGUCUCUUAAAACUGAAAAUGACAAAAAAAGAGGUUUGGCUUGUGGAAACCAUGGAUCAGGUUCUAUAAACUCGAGGGUCAAAGGUGGAUCAGAUUCUUCACGCUUGAGGUUCAGAGAUAAACAGCGGCCAAACCAGUUCAUUGAUCGAAACUGUGACCCCAACUAUAUACGGGAACAAAUCAAUGAGCAUAAUGAUUUUGCAUAUUCUAGACCCAUUAGUUCGGCUGAAAUUUCUUUGGGUUCUGGAUCAGAUGCUUCUGCUUCUUGUGCUGGGAGGAUUUCAAGGAAGGUCACUAAUAAACUGCAAAGUCGUCCUCAUAUGGCAUGCAGAAGGCAUUCUCCUGGAGGCCCAGACCAAAUGCCAGUUAUGCGUCAUCCGACCGGUGAAGUUAUGUAUGUUUCUCAAGAAAAAAUGAAUAGACCAGUGCCAGGUGAAAUGUUGGAUCCUCUUCGAGCCCAAUUUGAACGUACUGACCGCAUUCCAGCCCAUCAUGAAAGACUAAGCCUUUCACCGAUGCGUCGUAGAGGCCCUCCACGGUUAACUCCUCCCAUGUGCUCACCUAGGUCUCAAGCCAGGUCUCCUUCUCAUUGGCCACCACAUGAUGCUUCUGAAGGCUUUAACGGAACACCAAUUGUUAUGCAGGAAUCAAUGAGAUCUACUCGUCAACAUUAUGCAGAAGAAAUUUUGGCCAGAAGAAGAGGGUCUACUUAUAGGGCCAGAUUACCAGAUGGUAUGAUGGAAGUUGUAUCUUCAAGAGAACAUGAUUUCCCAAGGCCGCCAGGAAGGGAUUUUCCUCGUAAAAUUCAAAGGUUAGAUAUGAAUGACCCGAGGCAGGUUCCCGCGGAAUACUACCGUACACCUUUCGACCAUGGACAAAUUCAUGAACUUUUUGUGGAUGGUGAACGUGCUGUUGGAAGGAGAUGCAAUGAGGUGCAUGUGCCAGCUCGUUACAGGCAACACUGUUUUGAAGGAGAUGAUGUUGAAAAUUUCUCCUUUCGUGGUGAAGAAGGUCCUCCUCCUAGGUCCUAUAGGUAUCACCCUGAAGGCAAUCAAGGGUUUAAUGAAGGUGGAAACUCAAGGGAAUUUGAAGGACGUUUUAAAAAUAGAUUAGGUAAUCCAUCAAGAAGGUAUAGACACAUUGAGCAGCAGCAACAUGAAGAUGGCUUUAGGCAUCAAGAUGGGCAGGGAUGGAAUGACUCGGGUUUUAAUAAUAUUAGACCAAAGAGGAGGAGAUACUAGCGAUAUAUCCUAGAGCAGAGUUUCGGCCACAACUGAAUGACUGAUCCAAGUAAGGCCUCGUUUGUUUCGUCUUUAUUACGCCGUUUUCAAACCGCGAAAACACUUAGGUAUCUACUGUUUGUUUACACGUCUUUUCUAUAAUACAUUUUCCUAUUACUCCGUAAUUCCGCCGGUCCGAAAAGGGAAAAAAUUCUGCUUACUCCGUCUAGAUGAGCUUAUGCAGAAAGUGCACAGGAAUCAAACGAGGCCUUAAUAUCUAAUUCUGAUUAUUAAAGUUAUAGCACAGAAAGAUCUAGUAGAAGAUCCAAUAGUUGAGAGCUAGGGACUCUGCUGUGGCUUGCAGACGGUUUCUUCACCUUAAUAAAAUAAAAUAAAAUAGAAAAAAGAGAGAAAGGGCCUAAUUUUUCUCUUGGCAUUACAGUCUUCUUCCCAAGUUGCUGAUACCUCAUAUUGGCAAUAUUUGACACACUCUGCAGCUAGAUGAUAUAAUGGCCCUGCUGGUGACAAAAAUGAGAAGCAGUGCAUUACUGUAUGAUUGUCGAGAGAAUUUGCUUGGAAGGAAUAUCUUAAGCUCUUUAUGCGUGUUUAAUGAAGCAAGCUGUUCUAAAUUCGCUGGAGUAACGAGCAGCUCAGACUUGCAAUUGCUGGAUUCGAAAUAGGAACAAAAAAUUUAUAUGCCAGAGAACUGAAUUAUUAGAAUUUACUUGGGCAGAACCAUUCAAAAUUAGUUGGACUGGGGUACCUGGAUGUUCCAUUUGGCUCUACAAUGGGCUUGUCAAUGAACUGGUUAAGCUUAUAUUCAAUUGAAUUGAUAAAGAUGGUAAACUAUUCAAGUUAUAGAAAAGAACUUUUUGGACUAGACACCUGGUAUAACUCCCCAUAACCAUAGUAAAUCCAUUGGACAGUGUGAAACAGUUGGAAACCAAACAAGGUGGGAUUAAGGAUUUGGAUUGUAAUUUGAUGUUCCUUUUGAGGCAAGAUUGUUUUCAAUCCAUUGUAUAUGAUGCUGUAAUCAGUUUGCUUUGUUCUUCGCAGGAAAAUGAAUUGAUUGUUAGAGUGAAUAGCUUGUAAUUACAGGGAUUGCAUCAUGGCUUCUCAUAUACAUCCUCAUCCAUAGAACCUCUUAAAACUUUUCCAGCCGAAUCUACCUCGCUGUUGGAGAACUGCAAGGUUUGUAAGUGCCUUCUUUCGUCAGUAUUUCUUCAGGCAUCGUUAUAUCUUUAGAAUGAGGGAGGGGAAGGGUAAAUUUGAUAUGUAAUGGUAUUUUGAAGUUUGAUAUGUAUUGAAACUCUUAUGAUGAAGAUUUGAAUCCUCUCCAAGAUAUCUUCUCAGUUUAAGCUCA